AUGGACGAAAGGUCUGAGCUCUAUUUUUAUCAAGCUCAUGUGGACGAAAGGUCUGAGCUAUAUUUCUAUCAGGCUCAUAUAGAUGAAAGGUCUAAGCUCAUUUUUGGCCAAGAUCAUAUGGACGAGAGGUCUAGGCUAUAUUUUUAUCAAGCUUUGAUGGACGAAAGCUCUGAGCUCAACCUUUUCCGAGCUUGUGCUCAGGUUGGCAAAGAGCCAACCUUAGUUCACCAAGCUCAUGACCAGGUUGGCCAAGAACCCACCUCGUCAUGCCAGGCUCAUGGCCAGGUUGACAAGGAGCCACCCUCUGCCUCAACAUGCCAAGCUCAUGGUCAGGUUGGAGAAGAACCCAUCUUGCCGUGCCAAGAUCAUGAUCAGGUCGGCAAAGAGCCGACCUCUACCUCAGCAUGCCGAGCUCAUGGACAGGUUGGCAGAGAACCCACCUCACCAUGCCAAGCUCAUGGUCAGGUUGAGAAAGCACCAACCUCAACUCACCAGGCUCAUUGUCAAGUUGGCAAAAGGCCACAUCGCCGUGCCAAGCUCUUGGUCGGGUUGGUAAAGAACCAACCUCGAUGUGCCGGGCUCGGCUUAGGUUGGCAAGGGUUCAACCUCAAUUCGUCGAGCUCUAGCAUACCCGUGCCCAUCUCUACCUCACCCACCAUUGGAUCCCUCGUGUCCGAGGAAGGGGCACCGUCAUCCACAUCAUCACUAAGGUCGAGCUCGCCUCGAGCAAGGGCACCCUCCAAGAUGCUCUACCACCUCACUAGUAAGCUUGGCCACUUGCUCUUGGAUGACACCAAGAUCUUUAGCAUGCUUCUCGGCCAUGCUCUUCAAGUCGGACUUAGCAUCAUUGACUUUCUUCUUCUCGAGGUCAACCUGUUGGCUGUUGCGAAUCUCGCGGCCUGGUGCUUCGGGCCGAGGGGAUGUGCGUCAACACGUGACGUCCUUCUUUUGAGUGCGAUGCGGUUGUGUGCGGGCGUGCCAGCACGGUCUACCGUGCGUCGAUAUGGUGCUGAGAGAGGAACUGAUCUCGGCCGUCAGGUUCAUGGCCUGAGCUACAAGGCCGUUUUAGUGGUGGUGUUGGUGGCUGGCGGUGCUCCGGCGCGUUGCUCAGAGAGCGACGGUCGUAUGAUAUAUGGGGUGAAUGAGAUGAUAACAGAGAUGGUGAUCCGGCGCCUUGAAAAUCAGGGGUCUCCUGAGUUUAGUAUUUAUAGGAGGAGUCCUGGAGGGACAAUCGAGGUUGAAAAGACCUGCGUGGUGGAGCCUGAUUGGGGCAAGUGGGUAGUCAAAUCGGCAUUCGGGAUUGUGAAGCAUGGUGGUUUGGGAUCGUGA
Messenger RNA from Prunus armeniaca (apricot), 1329 nucleotides. Lineage: Eukaryota; Viridiplantae; Streptophyta; Magnoliopsida; Rosales; Rosaceae. The record is from the annotation of a GenBank genome assembly.